This is a messenger RNA of Verticillium dahliae VdLs.17, 3093 nucleotides long. Its product is annotated as cell division control protein. The coding region runs from base 1 to 3093 and encodes 1030 amino acids. Gene Ontology annotation, molecular function: protein binding. The transcript has 3 exons. NCBI's taxonomy places the organism in Eukaryota, Fungi, Ascomycota, Sordariomycetes, Glomerellales, Plectosphaerellaceae. The record is from RefSeq and is a predicted model, not a curated record.
AUGACACCGUCGCCAGGUCCCCCGCACGCACCCGCCGAAGCCAGGCGACCGGCCUCCAGCCAGACCGUCUCCGUCACCUUUGACGAGGACAACAAGGCCGUCAUGGGCCCUGACACAUCCCACCUGCACUUUGAAGUCUCCGAAUGCAUUGAGACCAAGACUGUCACGACGACCACGACAACUAAGAGAACGUACCCGCCUGUCCAUGUCCGCGAUGCCCGACCCCUCGGUCAACUGGAUGGCAAGGAGUACCCACUUGCCAACAAGCCGCUACCGCCUGAGCUGGCCAGUUUCUCCUACAACAUCCCUCACACUACCCAGCAAGGUGUCGACCAGACCGUCUCCCGAAUGCUUCCCAAGAAGCGCACAGGUAAAUCCCUGCCAGUGAGACACUCGGCAGGCCUUCUCAAGGACGACGAGUCAACGCAAGAAUCCGCUCGCGCCAUUCCCAAAUCUCCCACAGAGGCCUAUUCCCGACGAUCACGACAGCUGAGCGCCCGACAAGAAUCCCCCGAUUUGAGUUCGACCCCUUCUCUUGGAAAACAAUCGAAGGAACUGAAAGAAGCUGGCCUGCCUCACCCCGACUCGGUGUCGAACAGGCUCCGCCGUCACCUCGCUCGCAACACCCAGCGUGAGAGGCCAGCCGGCUUCCUUGCCACUCCGGACACGUCUGAGAUCGCCGGCAGCAGCACCGAAAAUCUCACGCGUCCCAGGUCUCGACAUCUCACCCGGAGCAGCCGCACCCCCGAGGCUACCAGCGUACCGAGCGCCCACCAGAUGCAAGAGGCUCCGAGCCCUGCCGACAGCCCGGCCCACACCGUCUUCAGCAGCAAUGUGGCAACCCCACCCAUCACCGAUGCCGACGACGAGCCCUUUGGUGACGCCGACGAGUCGCUGCAGCAGUCCAUUCGAGCCCUGAGCGCUCGUCCCUCUUUCGACACGGUGGCUGCCCAGGAUGCGAGUCUGCCUAGUCCCAGGCUGUCCCCCACACUGGCUGCUGCCCAACUUCACACGGCGGACUCGGAAGAUGUCGAUGACGAAGGCCGACUUAUUACCACUGGUGAUCGGCCCUGGUAUCACGAGUCGCAGACGGCAGAUGAGCUCGAUGACUACUCUGUCGUAUCGACCGGUGAUGGGUCGCGAACACCAUCUGGCAUGGCCGAUCCUCAACAUACCAUGUUCGACGUGCGAUCCAUGAUGGAGACAUUCGACUCCAUGCCCAACGAGAUGAAGAGCUUCAUCAUGUACCAGUUUUUGCGUCGUUGUCCACGCAAGACCCUUCGACUGGUAGCUGACGCUGUUACCCCUGCUCUCAAAUGCGACUUCCUCAAACAACUUCCUCUCGAGCUCAGCUUCAACGUUCUGUCAUAUCUUGACCACCAGGAUCUCUGCCGAGCGGCCCAAGUUUCCAAGAACUGGCGCAACAUAAUUGAUACCAACGAAACUGGAUGGAAGGAGUUGUUUGAUCGCGACGGCUUUACCCUGCCGAAGGGCGAGCUCGACAAGGCCAUAGCACAGGGCUGGGGCUGGCAGGAUCCGGUCGGCGCCAUGGGCGCCGAGGUUGACCUCAGCAGAAUCAAUCUCAUGAGCUCACAGGAGACCGAGGUCGCGAAGACCCUUGCGAAGCCCGAUCCGACCGCAAAGCUCAGAAGCGCAAAGAGGAAGCGGGGUCUUAACAUUGGCGGCGCCGACCGGUCCAAGCGGAGGGCGAGCGCGCAAGAAACGGCCCGCGUUGAAGCUGCACAUGGUGUGGCCAGGCAGCACAAGUCGGCAGGUCCUCUUUCGGCUGCUAAUGCCGCUGCAGCGGCCGUGCCGAAUCCCAAGAUGGGGCUUCCCAGCCUCCAGAAGCUACAUCUCUACAAGUCCCUGUACCGCCGCCACCACAUGAUCCGUCAAAGCUGGACGAGCGGCAAAGUCAAGCCUGGCCAUGUCGCUUUCGCUGCUCAUCCACGUCAUGUCAUUACUUGUCUGCAGUUUGACGAAGACAAGAUUAUCACGGGCAGUGACGACACGCUUAUUCAUGUCUACGACACGAAGACGGGCAAACUGCGCAAGAAGCUUGAGGGCCACGAAGGCGGCGUUUGGGCGCUUCAGUACGAAGGCAACGUCCUCGUUUCCGGUUCAACGGAUCGAUCGGUUCGCGUUUGGGAUAUUGAGAAGGGGUUCUGCACUCAAGUGUUUUAUGGACACACGAGCACAGUCCGCUGUCUCCAGAUUCUGAUGCCCACCGAGAUUGGCAAAUCGCACGACGGAUCGCCCAUCAUGAUGCCACCGAAGCCGCUCAUAAUCACCGGAUCCCGUGACAGUCAGCUCCGCGUCUGGCGGUUGCCCGAGCCAGGCUCUCGUCGUUAUAUUCAGACGGGCCCCCCUGCCAACGACGCAGACUGUCCGUACUUUAUCCGCACACUUACCGGCCACACGCACUCGGUUCGCGCCAUCUCAGCACAAGGUGACACACUCGUCAGCGGUAGCUACGACAGCACAGUCCGUGUCUGGCGAAUCAGCACGGGCGAGUCACUUCACGUACUCCACGGUCACUCGCAGAAAGUGUACAGUGUUGUGCUGGACCACGAGCGCAACCGAUGCAUCUCGGGAUCAAUGGACUCGCUGGUCAAGAUCUGGGACCUCAACACGGGCGCUUGCCUGUACACACUCGAAGGACACAGCUUGCUUGUCGGUCUGCUGGAUCUCCGUGACCAGAGGCUCGUAUCAGCUGCAGCCGACAGCACGUUGCGCAUUUGGGACCCGGAGAAUGGCAAAUGUCGGAACGUCUUGACGGCUCACACUGGCGCCAUUACCUGCUUCCAACAUGACGGCCGAAAGGUCAUUUCAGGCAGCGAGAAAACCGUCAAGAUGUGGGAUAUCCGAACAGGCGAGCAUGUCCAGAACCUCCUGACGGACCUCAGUGGUGUUUGGCAGGUCAAGUUCGAUGAGCGACGCUGCGUGGCAGCUGUUCAGAGGGGCAACUUGACGUAUAUUGAGAUUCUUGACUUUGGAGCUGUUCGAGACGGCCAGCCGCCCGAGGAGCUGGGCGAGCGCAAAUUGCUCAACGAGGCUGAGCACAGCACACUGAUGGCCGCUGAAGACUUGUAG